Messenger RNA from Chlorella variabilis, 2880 nucleotides. RefSeq lists its product as hypothetical. The coding region runs from base 1 to 2880 and encodes 959 amino acids. Gene Ontology annotation, molecular function: serine-type endopeptidase activity; protein serine/threonine phosphatase activity. Gene Ontology annotation, cellular component: nucleus; cytosol. The record is from RefSeq and is a predicted model, not a curated record. Gene Ontology annotation, biological process: proteolysis; protein dephosphorylation. The transcript is spliced from 18 exons. Lineage: Eukaryota; Viridiplantae; Chlorophyta; Trebouxiophyceae; Chlorellales; Chlorellaceae.
AUGGACGCCGACCCCGCACCCGCCGCGAACCGGCUUGAGCAGCUGCCCACAGAGCCGUCCGAGCAGGGGCAGCCGCCAGUGAACGGCUUGAACCGGCCCGCGGUGCCUGAUGGCCCCCUGCAACAACGGGGCAGCAGCCGGGUGGAGGCAGAUGGCCGCCAGCGGCGCGGACGCAGCCACAGCCCAGGCGGCAGCAGGGAGCGGCGCAGCCGCAGCAGGAGCCGUACCCGCAGCAGCAGCAGCCAUGAGCGCCGGCGGCACAGGCGGCAGCAGGCGCAGCGCAGCAGGAGCAGCCGCAGCCGCAGCCGCAGCCGCGAGCGGCGGCAGCGCCGCAGCAGGAGCAGGAGCAGCGGGCGCAGCCGCAGCCGCAGCUGCAGCCGUUCAGCAGACAGCGACGGCAAGAGGCACAAGCACCGCCACAAGCACCGCCACCACCACCACCACAAGCACCAUGACAAGGAACACCACUCGCACCGCCACCACCACGCCCCACAGCACCAGCAGCAUCAGCAUCAGCCCAGGAAGCGCAGCAGGAGCCGGUCAGAGCCGCGGGAGGAGGCGGCCGUGCCGCCCCCGCCGCGCCCAGGCGGCCCGUUUGCCGCCGCCGCCGCACCACCACCACCACCCUCUGAGGGGGCUGGACCUGCAGCGGCGGGGGCAGGCGCUGGUGCUGCAGAGGACGGGGAGAUCAUGCGGCGCAACAGCAGCGUGGGAGCCUCCUCCCUGAUCAAGCUCAGCCUGCUGCCGCCCGGGCAGCCGUCGCCCGCCACCGCGGCAGCUGCCGCAGCCCUGCUGCCGCCCUGCGCGGCCUCGGCGCGCUUCGCAGGCCCCACGCCGUCCCCGCUGGGCCCGCCGGCGCUGCCACGGCUGCACACGCCGUCUGCCGCGGCGCUGGCGGCGGCGCAGGGAAUAGACGUGUCUGAUGUGUCGCUGGUGCAGCCCUCGCCCAUGGCGGCAGAGGCCACGGUGGCGGCGCUGUCGGCACUCAUGAGGCAGCCUGCGCGGCAGCCCUCGCUGCCGCACCUGCACCAGCCAGCCAAGCGUGGCGGCGGCGGCGGCGGUGGAAGCGGUGGAGCAGCGGGCGGGGGCAAGAAGAAACAGCUGCUGAGCUUUGGGGAUGAGCUGGAGGAGGACGAGGUGGACGGCGGCGGCGCGCGGCCCGCGCUGGCCAUGUCUGCCGCCACAUCCAAGCGCUUCAAGCACGAGAAGACGCUGGUGAUGCUGAACCCCAGCCUGUCGGGAGACCUGCAAGGCCACCCGCUGGCUUCGUUUGAGGACGAGGACAGCCUGCCCUGCUCCCCCGCCGCCCCGCUGGACAGGCGGCUGGGCCAGGUGCUGUGGGGAUCCGCCCAGGCCAAGGGCAUGCGGCCCUACAUGGAGGACCGCCACACCCUGAUCAACUCCUUCCAGCCCCGCACCUCCUCGGGGCAGGCGGUGCAGGAUGGCGUGUUCCGCGCCUACGCCGCCGUGUUUGACGGCCACAACGGCGCCUCGGCAGCGGAGCACGCCGCCGACCGGCUGCAUCACGAGGAGGAGCGCGUGGCGGCGGCGCUGGUGCACUCCUUUGAGGCGGUGGACAAGGAGAUCAUGAUGAGGUGCCGGCUGGAGGGCACCAAGGGCGGCGCCACGGGCCUGGUGGUGCUGCGCAUAGGCAACCAGCUGUACGCCGCUCACUGCGGCGACUCUCGCGCCGUCAUGAGCCGCGGCGGCGAGGCGCUGCGCCUGACCGAGGACCACAAGCCCAAUUUGCCGCGGGAGCGCAAGCGGGUGGAGGGCAUCGGCGGGCGGGUGGACUUCGCGCGGUGCUGGCGCGUGAUUGUGGACCCCGGGGACGGGCGCCCCGCCAGCGGGCUGGCGGUCUCGCGCUCCUUUGGGGAUCCAGACUUUAAAGAGCCGCUGCACCUGGUGACCGCCACGCCCGACGUCAUGCGCGAGCGGCUGCAGCCGGGGGACGACUUUGUCAUACUGGCAUCCGACGGGCUGUGGGACGUGCUCUCCGACUCUGAUGCCUGCUCCGUGGUGCGGCGCCACCUGCAGCAGGCGGGCGCGCCCCGACAGAUCACGCCCCCGCAGCUGCUGCCCGGCGCCGCCGCCUUUGGCGCGGGAUCCUUUGCCGACCAGCUGCGGCGCCCGCCGCUGCUGACGCCCGCGCUGGCGGCCGCGGCGGCGGAGCGGCUGGUUCAGGAGUCGCUGGAUCGAGGCACGAUGGACAACGUGACGGCGGUGGUGGGGCUGCUGCAGCGACUAGCGCAGGACGAUCUGGUGCAGUCCGCGAUUGUUAACGGCGUCAAUGCCAAGAGGGGGCGGUACCCCUAUGCGGCCUCCCUGCGCCGCAAGGUCGGCAAGCUCUGGAUGCACUUCUGCGGCGGCUCUCUAAUCCACCCAAGAGUGAUCCUGACAGCCGCCCACUGCUUCUACAACGAAGAUGGCACCCGAGCAUCCCCUGGAUUCUUCAAGCCGCUGGUGCGCAUAGGCGGGUAUGUCAAGUAUGGCGGCGACGCCGGGCACGAGACCAGGCGUGGCAUCGCCGUGCGCAUCCACCCCCGCUACUCUCCCGAUACCGAGGAGAAUGAUGUGGCGCUGAUCCUGCUGGACCGCUCCUCAACUCGCGCCACCAUCCGCCUGCCCCGCCCCAGCCGCCUGCCCGCGGCGCGGUUUGGCGCGCAGCUGACGGCCGUGGGGUGGGGGCUGCUGGCGGAUGGAGGGCCAUCGGCCCGGGUGUUACAGGAGGUUGGCAUCGUCUCCUGGGGCUACCGCUGCGCCGGCGGCAAGCCGGGCGUGUAUACCAACGUUGCGAGAAUGAUGCCCUGGAUCAGCGACAGCAUGAGAGCCAUGCUGAAGCGGCGCGGGCAGCGGCGUGGACUACUUGGUGAGAGCUAA